Molecule: messenger RNA, 2840 nt
Organism: Tupaia belangeri chinensis (Chinese tree shrew)
Lineage: Eukaryota; Metazoa; Chordata; Mammalia; Scandentia; Tupaiidae
Gene: VILL
Product: villin like
Exons: 20
Coding region: 116-2740 (874 amino acids)
Biological process (GO): barbed-end actin filament capping; actin filament severing; actin polymerization or depolymerization
Cellular component (GO): cytoplasm; actin cytoskeleton
Molecular function (GO): actin filament binding; phosphatidylinositol-4,5-bisphosphate binding
Source: RefSeq, a predicted model, not a curated record
GCACCAGAGGGAGGGAGCGUUUCCAGCAGUUGUAGGAGCCCAGGGAACAGGAAGCUGGGGGGAAGCCUCCAGCCUGAGAACCCUUGUGUCCUCGCUCAUUCCUGCCCGGCCUAGGAUGAACGAAGGCGACAGCCUCCCAGCCAUCCACAGCCAGAGGGAACUCCACGUAUGGAUCAUUGAGAAUCUGAAGACGGUGCCGGUACCCGAGAGGGCUUAUGGGAACUUCUUUGAGGAGCACUGCUAUGUUGUCCUCCACAUCCCCCAGAACCCGAAGGCCACUCAGGGGACGUCCAGCGACCUGCACUACUGGAUUGGGAAGAAGGCGGGUGCAGAGGCGCAGGGCGCCGCGGGAGCCUUCGUGCAGCGCCUGGGAGAGACCCUGGGAGGCCCCACCGUGCAGCACCGCGAGGCGCAGGGCCAUGAGUCCGACUGUUUCCGCAGCUACUUCCGCGCAGGAAUCCUCUACAGGAAGGGAGGCCUAGCCUCGGGCCUCAAGCACGUGGAGACCAACACGUACAACAUCCCACGACUGCUACACAUCAAAGGGACCAAGCACGUGUCCGCCGCCGAGGUGGCACUUUCCUGGAGCAGCUUUAAUAGGGGCGAUGUCUUCCUGUUGGACCUGGGCAAGGUGAUGAUUCAGUGGAACGGGCCUCAGACCAGCAUUUCUGAGAAGUCUCGGGGGCUGGCCCUGACCUACAGCAUCCGGGACAGGGAGCGUGGUGGCCGGGCACAGAUCGGCGUGGUAGACGAUGAGGCCAAAGCCACCGACCUCAUGCAGAUCAUGGAGACCGUGCUGGGCCGCAGAGUGGGCAGCCUGCAGGCCGCCUUGCCCACCGAGAGUAUUAACCAACUGCAGAAGGCCAACAUCCGCCUCUACCAUGUCUACAGGAACGGAGAGGACUUGGUGGUCCAGGAGGUAGCAACCCGCCCACUGACCCAGGACCUACUGCAGGAGGAGGACUGCUACAUCCUGGACGAGGGGGGCUUCAAGAUCUAUGUGUGGCAGGGACACAUGUCCAAACCCCAGGAGAAAGAGGCUGCCUUCAGUCGGGCGGAGGACUUCAUCCGGGCCAAGGGCUACCCGCCCUACACCAACGUGGAGGUGGAAGACGACGGCGCAGAGUCGGUCGCGUUCAAGCAGCUCUUCCAGACGUGGUUCCAGAAGCCGAGCAGGCACAGAAAGCUCGGCGGACUGGGUAAGCUGACGCGGGCAAAGCCGGACGUGGGCAAGCUGCACAGCCAGCCCGAGCUAGCGGCCCAGCUCAGGAUGGUGGACGACGGCUCCGGGAAGGUGGAGGUGUGGUGCAUCCAGGACUCAUGCCGGCAGCCCGUGGAGCCCAAGCAUUACGGACAGUUGUGUGCGAACAACUGCUACCUCGUCCUCUACACGUACCAGUGGCUGGGCCGCGUCCAGUCCCUCCUCUACCUGUGGCAGGGUGCUCACCACCCCCACCUGCAGGGCCACCAGGCCUCGCCAGAUGAAAUCAGAGCCCUGCACCGCAAUGCCGAGGAGCUGGAUCUCACGCAGGGUGGAGCCCUGGUGCAGGAGCACGUGACCAUGGGCAGCGAGCCCCCUCACUUCCGGGCCAUCUUCCAGGGCCGGCUGGUGGUCUUCCAGGGAAGCCCCGGGCACCAUGGGAUGGGGCAGCCGGCAUCUACCACGAGGCUCUUCCACGUGCAAGGCACUGACCGCCGCAACGCCAGGACCACGGAGGUGCCAGCCCGCGCCUCGUCCCUCAUCUCCAGUGAUGUCUUCGUGCUGGUCACGGCCGACAGCUGCUGUCUCUGGUUCGGGAAGGGCUGUAAUGGUGACCAGCGUGAGACAGCACGGGAGGUGGUCACCGCUGUCUUCCAGAGAAACGAGGAAACGGUGCUGGAGGGCCAGGAGCCUCCCCAUUUCUGGGUGGCCCUGGGAGGCCGGGCCCCGUACCCUAGCAGCAGGAGGCUCCCUGAGGAAGGCUCCAGCUUCCAGCCACGCCUGUUUGAAUGCUCCAGCCAGGCGGGCUGCCUGGUCCUCACGGAAGUGGCGUUCUUUAGCCAAGAGGACCUGGACAAGCAUGACACCAUGUUACUGGACACCUGGCAGGAGAUCUUCCUGUGGCUCGGGGAAGCUGCACAGAGGCGGAAGGAGGAGGCAGUGGCCUGGGGCCGGGAGUACCUGAAGACCCACCCAGCAGGGAGGAGCCCGGCCACGCCCAUCGUGGUGGUCACACAGGGCCACGAGCCUCCCACCUUCACCGGAUGGUUCUUUGCUUGGGACCCCUACAAGUGGACGAACAGCCAGGGUGAUGAGGGUGUGGAGAGCAGCCUGGCAGCAGUGUCCACCAUCUCUGAAAUAGCAGCACUGAGGUCCCUCUCUGGACAGGAAGUCAACAACUUCCAGCUGUCUAGAUGGCCAAGCGAUGGCAGGACAGGUCCCUUGGCCCCGCAGGCCCUGGAGGGCUCCCAGAAUAGUGCAGAGAAGGAGCUGGAGCCAGGCCCCGAGGCAGGUGACGGCAGCAGCACCCACGGCAGCACCAGUGGCGGCACCAGCCCUGCCAUCAACGGAGGCCUGCCCCGUGAAUGGCUGAUGCACCAGGCUGCUGAGGACCUGCCAGAGGGCGUGGACCCUGCCCGCAAGGAGUUCUAUCUCUCAGACUCCGACUUUCAAGACAUCUUUGGGAAGUCCAAGGAAGAGUUCUACAGCAUGGCCAAGUGGCGGCAGCAGCGUGAGAAACAGCAGCUGGGCUUCUUCUGACCCCAGGGCCUCCCCUGCCAGGGCCACCCUGAAGCCAAGACCCCAGUCACACCCUCUCGGACGCUCCUGGUCACCCCCUCUGUGUCAAUAAAAGCUCAUU